Mytilus californianus (California mussel) is the source of this 9813-nucleotide messenger RNA. Its product is annotated as nuclear factor of activated T-cells 5-like. The transcript is spliced from 14 exons. Gene Ontology annotation, cellular component: transcription regulator complex. NCBI's taxonomy places the organism in Eukaryota, Metazoa, Mollusca, Bivalvia, Mytilida, Mytilidae. Gene Ontology annotation, biological process: regulation of transcription by RNA polymerase II. Gene Ontology annotation, molecular function: RNA polymerase II cis-regulatory region sequence-specific DNA binding; DNA-binding transcription factor activity, RNA polymerase II-specific; transcription factor binding. The coding region runs from base 323 to 4192 and encodes 1289 amino acids. The record is from RefSeq and is a predicted model, not a curated record.
ACGUGGCUAUGUCUAGAAACAUUCCGAAUAAGUCGCACCAAAAGGAAACAAAAGAAAGGAAAGCUCCUGUGUUUAUAUUAAACUAACAAAUGACAAUAAAAAGGAGUACUACAAAGUUACACAUAGGAACACAUAAGAAUGCCAACAUUUGUUUAAACAUCAUAAGACAAUAAAUCAACUGUUAAUUUGCUGCUAAUUUCAUUUAACAAGAUAGGUUAUACACAAUGCAACCAGUGUCCUAGAUGAAAUAUGAAGAUCACCUGCUUAUUUUGGAAACUAGAAAAGACAAGUUCUCAAUACGAAAAGAUCCAUUGGCUAUAGUAUGGAUAUAAUAUCAUCUGUGUAUAGUGCCACAAUUCAACCAGAUAUGAAUUCUUCACCUUUUGAUACAACUGAACAGGACCAGUCAUUAUUUAGAACACCAGAAAGUCCUAUAGGUUUGACUUGUUCUAAUCCAUUGACCGUGAAGGUGGACCAAACUGACAGUCCACAUACAAAUUCACAAAUAUCAUCACCACAAAGUGUACAUUGUAAAUCUCCAUUAAGUGACCCAUUUAUAAGUAGUACAUCAAAUCUAGUUGAUAGUGAUUUUAAUAUAUUAUCUAGUGGUCAGACCUUAACUUCAUUUUCAUCCUCAAUCACUCAUCCCACUACAUCAACGAAAGGAAAUUCUGGAAUACACGUAGAACAAUUAUUGACUUGUUCAGUAUCCCCAAACAUGAUUCCGAGGAUAUGUAGUCCGCAGGAUAGCUUGAUAUCCAGUCCAGUCAAUGGAAGUGAUACAAUUUUAUCAUCUCCGGAUGGCAAUGUCAUGGACUCUGCUAACACAGAAUACACUCUUCUUGACCGUGCUGGACGUUUUAACAUUAAUGAUGGUGAUUCCCCUAAUUUUGAUGGUGUGAGGUUUGACCAUGAACAUGAUCAUGGCUUUGAACAACUUUUAGACUAUGUUGUGACAGAUUCUGAUUCUCAUAAAGUGCCAAAAGUCCGACGAGACUCAGAUGCACCAUCAUCUAUUAACAAGGAGGAUGUGACAGUAGACAAGUUGUUUGAGGCUGAUUUGGCCAAUUCCACCGCAGAGUUUAGUUUUAGUAAGUUUGGAUCUGAAGUUUCACAAGGAAUAUUUACGUUUGGAGGAAACAAACUAUCUGGAGCUGAUACUACAAGUACAAACACAACGCUACUGGUAACAAGUGCAAUUUCAGCACCAACUCUAACUACAAUUUCAACAACUGCUCCUGUAACGCCAAUUACAAGAUCACAAAGAGGUCGACACUUAAAGGAACCAAGUCUCUGUCAACAGUAUCCCAGUAGGACUGAUAAGUAUGAAUUAAGAAUACUUGAACAGCCUGAAGAACAACACAGAGCUCGGUAUCUUACAGAGGGUAGUCGUGGGGCAAUCAAAAAUGUUUCUCAAGAAGGCAAUCCUGCUGUAAAGUUAUUUGGUGAUGUAGAUAAUGCCACAUUACAAGUAUUUAUUGGAAAUGAUCAGGGUAGAGUAAAGCCUCACGCUUUUUACCAGGCCUGUAAAGUUUGUGGAAAGAAUUCAACUCCAUGUCAGGAGCGGGAGAUAGACGGAACAAUUGUUAUAGAGAUGGAAAUGGACACAGUCAAUGAGAAAACAUGCUCAAUUGAUAAUGUGGGUAUUUUAAAGCUUAGAAAUGCUGAUGUUGAAAAUCGAGUUGGUAUUCAGAAAGCUAAGAAGAAGAGUACCAAAGCUCGAUUGAUUUUUAGGGUACAGUUUCAGAAACCUGAUGGAAAUAUUCAGAUAUUACAAAUUGCAUCUCGCUCAAUCAACUGCACUCAACCCAUAGGACAACCAGAGAUUUGUAAAAUGAGCUCUAGAGAGUGUACUGUCAGUGGGAAUGCUGAAAUGAUCAUGAUUGGGAAGAAUUUUAUGAAGGGCACCAAGGUUUUCUUCCAAGAAUUGAAUGGUGAAGAUGGUCCUGUUAUCUGGGAAAAAGAAUCAGAUUUAGACAAGGAUUUUUUUCAGCCAACCCAUUUGGUUUGUACAGUUCCACCGUAUAGUGACACAAGUGUAGCUAACAAAAUAACAGUGCAGGUAGUUGUCAGAUGUAGUGGUAAGCAAAGCGAGCCCCAGACCUUUACAUAUACACCUGUGUUUCAAGUGAAGCAAGAAACUCCAAUGGAGACAGAUGAUGAACCUGUUCAACAGAAUCCAGGACCACUAAAUAUAACUAUAGCACCAGAGGCUUUAAGGUUGAACCAGCAACUACAAGAAAGUUUGGCAACCAGUCAUGGUAAAUUCCUGUUACCUGAUGGGACUGUUCCAGGAGUCUCAAGUAUGCAGGUUGAUCAUCUUAGCACAGACCAAAAACAAGUUGAUGCUGGACAUGAGGAACAGCCGAUAUUUUUACCGGAAACUAAAACUAUUACAGAACAACAUGAUAAUGGGCAUUUUUCACAUCCACACAACAACACAGAACCAAUCAGUCUGAAUACAUCAGACCUGAACUCCAUUCUGAAAUCUUUGGAUGAUAAACCCUUGACCCUUCAAGAAAUGCUGAUUCACCCUACCCAGAUUUCCUGUCAGUCAUCAUUUCCACCAACAUCAAGUGACGUCACUAUGAAUAUUUCAGUAGCUAACAGUGACCAGACCACCCAUCUUACUAAUGCGAGCAAUGUACAGCAUCAUAGUGAAGAGAAGUCUCUGCAACAACCUGUGCAUUCUCCACUGGUAAAUGUUUUGCCAAGUCCACAAGAUUUUAAUGGUUUGAUGUUUAACAGCUUAGCCAAUAAUCAACCUCAAAGUUAUGAAAAUACCAGUGUUUAUGGAGACCAAAAUUUGCAAGUUAAUAAUUCUGAAGUAAAAUCUGAUUCAGACAAAGUAAUGACCAGCACGGAAACAGAUAGUAGGACAUUUGAACAAAUUAUUGGUAAUGCUCACAACCAGCAUGAUUUUGUAACUAGUCCAAAUAAUACAGAAAUUAUUUCAAACUUUCAUUCUGAUCUUAAUAAUUGCCAAAACAUAUCACCAAGUCCUGGAAGUAAUCAAACUUUACAACAAAUUCAUGGAACUAACCAAAAUUUACAACAGAUCCUUGGAAGUAGUCAGAAUUUACAGCAAACUUUUAGUAAUAAUGAAUCAUUGCAACAAAAUCUUGGUGAUGACCAAAACUUGCAGAGAGUUGGAAGUGGUCAAACUUUGCAGCAAAAUCUUACAAACAGUCCAGAUUUGCAACAAAACAGUCAACAAAAUGUUAUUUGUGACAAUUUUAGUAAUGCACAAAAUACUUCAAGUUUAAGUAAUAUUCAGAACAGUGCACAAGUGUUACAAGGAUUUCCAAGUAUUCAGACUUGCCAUGCAGAGUCAAUGAAUAUUCAGAAUAACACACUAGUACAAGGAUUUUCUAAUUUGAGUAGUAUGCCACAACAGAAACAAAACAUUGUAAUGGCUCAGCAUAUGCCAAAUCAAGAAGUGUUUACACCAACGUUUACUGGCAAUGCUUCAGAACAGAACAUAUCAAAUACUGGGUCAGUAGCAUCGGCUGAUAAUACGGGACAGCAAAGUGGUUAUUCUGAUGUGGCUAUGAGAUUACUACAACAAUUAUUGACAAAAUCCACAAAUUCAACUACUCCAGUGACAAAUCAGGUUUCUAACAGUUCACAGAGUACAAGUAAUGUCUUGUAUUCAUCUGGAUCUAGAAUUCAGCCAGCUAUAUUUACUGGUAUACAAUCAAGUCCUAGUCCAAUGAGCAUACCAACAACAGCACUGCAACAAGUUAUAUCUUCUCCUUAUCCCCAACCUAGAGUUCAGAUCUCGAAUCAGGGUCUUCUUCAUCACAUAUUAAGUCAGAGUCUAGUUGACAAAAGACCUGAAGAGUCUGAAAUGCCAACUACAAAUUUGGGAAAUGACAAGCCAGAAGUUCAACAACUUGAUAGCUUACGACUACAAGCCAUGGCCCAACAAGUACAACAACAAGCUCAGCAAGCACAGAAUGCUCAACAGACAACAAAUGGAAAUCAAUCACGAGGACCACAGAUAAUUGUUCUUGGAGGAAAUUCUGGUGUGCCAGUACAGAAUGCUACUAAUAGCACUCCUGCUGCUGCUGCUGCUGCUGCUUCCCCCAUACUGAUACUAGCAGGUGGUGGUGGUGACAAUAACAAUGCACAAUCUCAAGUUGAAAACAUCCUGAGAUCCAUUCUUGGUUCAUUAAAACCAGGACAAUAAUAGUGAUAUUGGAGACAGAGAUUUUUUAACAAAAAGAGCCGUAGUGUCAUGAACUAUGAAGAACACUUUUUAUUAAGAAAAAUAGUGAAAGAACAGAACCAAGUGUAUAUCUGAAAACUCAUCAUGUUUGUUUUAUUUUCUUAUACGUAACAAUAGUGCUUGAAUUAUGUUGUGCUAAAUUUGAAUUUUACAAAAUUGAAAAUUUAGAUGUAAAUUUCUGCCAGUAAGAAAUUUGUUGGUUGUGGUAUGGCCAUAUACAAUAGAAGGAUGUGUUAUCUGACAUUUUGUCGAAAUGCUAAAUUUGGGUUAAUUGUUUUUGAUGGAAGUAAUAUCUUGACAGUCACAUUAUGAUGUUGUUACACUCCAUAGUGCUAUGGUGUUGUAGGGUUGGAAUUAAUUCAUUGUGAUAGUAGAUUUUAGUUUGUCUCAUUGUUUUGUAUCUUUUAAUAUAUCGUAUAAAAUAUUUAUUGUAUGAUUUGAAGAAAUCAAUAGUAGAUUGCAAUGCAGUAUGUGUGGUUUGAAGUGAUUUAUACAAUCAUCCUACUAAAUCUUCAAAUACAGCAAUUGCUAGUAAAAAUGAAGCCUCAUACUUGCCAACUGACCUGGGAAUUUACCAGCUCACAUGAGAUUUGUUAAUGACCUGCCUGGGACAUAAAAAACCCAGGAUUUCAGUAUAUGACCUGUUUUCACCCUUAUUCUAGUUCCAUGAUACAUACGAGGACUAUAUUGCAACUUUUCCUCUGAAAUAUUUUUUGAGUUUGAAGUUUAAACUUUAUUUACAGUUUAAAAUUAAUAUGAAAAAUAUAUGUAAAAUUUAACUGGAAAAGUUUGUAUGCGUUAUGCAUUAUGGCCUGAUAUUUUUUUACCCAAUGCAGGCCAUGCUAUGCAGGUUUUUUCUCUUUCAGAGGUUGACAGGUAUGAAGCAUUUGACUAGAAUUGGUAUAAAUUUCUAUCGAAAUUGUUAUUACUGUAAGAUUUUAAUGUAAAUCUUUGAAAACAUUAUAUCUUUUCAGAUUUCUGUAAUAUGGCUUUUUGUAUGUGCCAUGAAUGAUCAAAAUUAGACUUAGACAAGAGAUAAUAAGACCUGCUUGUCUGUACAAGUUUUAAAAAAGUAUAUGAAAUAAGAAAUUGUGUUUUACUGCUCAGAAUAACACAACAGUUUCUGAUGCAUAAAAGUUUAUUGUUACUGACCUGAUUAAUGAGUAGAUUCGGGAAUUCCUGAAGUACUUUUUACUCCCAUGCAAUAGUAAACAAGAAUAGAAAAGAAAAACUAAAAGCAGUUCAUAUUGAAAAUCUAAGUUAAUAAUUUUAAAAUAGAUUAAAAUUUAAAAAACUGAAAACAUGAAGAGAGUUGUCCAUCCCAAUCAAAAACAAAGCAUUUGGUGCAAUAUAUGAGGCCUUUAUAUUUGUAUUGUUGAUAUAUAAGUGUUUUCAUGGGACCAUAUAUGAAAAUACAAUUUCCCUGUCAUUGUAAAUAUUCAUAUUCUCAUUGCUUUUAGUUUGUAAAUAAUAGUAGCUUUAAAAUUCAGCACAUUGUGUGAUUUGUUUAAUAUCAAGUGUUAUAAAUCAAGUUUGAAAAGUAUUGGAUAGUUUUUUCAGCUAACAGAUUUGAUUUUGUUUGAAAUUUUUGUGGUCGUAUAUUGGUAUGACGUUGGCGUCGUCGUCCUGCGUCGUCCGAAGACACAUUGGUUUUCGCACUCUAACUUUAGUUUAAGUGAAUGGAUCCCUAUGAAAUUUUACCAUAAGGUUCAAUACCACAAAAGGAAGGUUGGGUAUGAUUUUGGGGGUUAUGGUACCAACAGUUAAGGAAUUAGGGGCCAAAAAGGGGCCAAAAAUAAGCAUUUUUGUAACUUCCAGACAAAACUUGUGUGUUAGUUUAUGGAUCUCUCUGACAUUGUACCACAAGGUUCCAUAUCACAAAGGGAAUGCUGGGAUUGAUUUUAGGGGUAAUUGCCUCAAAAUAUUAGGAAUUAGGGGCCAAAAAAGGGGCAAAAAACAAGCAUUUUUCUAGUUUCAUGACAAUAACUUGUGUGUAAGUGUAUGGAUCUUUCUGAAAUUGUACUACAAGGUUCCAUAUCACAAAGGGAAAGCUGGAAUUGAGUUUGGGGGUAAUUGCCCGAAACGUUUAGGAAGAAGGGGCCAAAAAUAAGCAUUUUUCUAGUUUCCAGACAAUAACUUGUGUUCAAGUGUAUGGAUCUCUCUGAAAUUGUACAACAAGGUUCCAUAUCACACAGGGAAUGCUGGGAUUAAUUUUGGGGGUAAUUGCCUCAAAAUUUUAGGAAUUAGGGGCCAAAAAAGGGGCAAAAAACAAGCAUUUUUCUAGUUUCAUGACAAUAACUUGUGUGUAAGUGUUUGGAUAUUUCUGAAAUUGUACUACAAGGUUAAAUAUCACAAAGGGAAAGCUGGAAUUGAGUUUGGGGGUAAUUGCCCAAAACGUUUAGGAAUUGGGGGCCAAAAAGGGGCAAAAAAACACAUUUUUCUAGUUUCCAGACAAUAACUUGUGUUCAAGUGUAUGGAUCUCUCUGAAAUUGUACUGCAAGGUACCAUACCACAAAGGGAAGGCUGGGAUUGAGUUUGGGGGUGAUGAAUCAUAAGGGGGUUCAAAAAAUUGGGGGGGGAUUUUUUUUUUUUUCCUUUUUUUUUUCUUUUAAAAUUUUCCAUUUUAAGUUGGUUAUUUCUGAUUUAUAUUUAAAAGCAAAUAAUAAUGAUAUGGUAGGAGAUACACACCAAACAGGAUGUGUAAAUUAUUAUAUAAUAAGUAUUGUGCAAUAGCAAGAAAUUUUCAAUUGCACAGUAUUGCACAAUAGCAAGAAAUCUUCAAUUGCACAGUAUUGCGCAAUAGCAAGAAAUCUUCAAUUGCACAGUAUUGCGCAAUAGCAAGAAAUAUCCAAUAGCACAAUAUUGCGCAAUAGCAAGAAAUUGUCAAUUGUGCAGUAUUGCGCAAUAGCAAGAAAUAUUCAAUUGCACAGUAUUGUGCAAAAGAAGAUACUUCGUAUAAAUUGCUUAUUUCUUGACCAAUUUCAAUGGGGUUUUAUUCUUGAAUUCUUGGGGUUCUUUAAUAUGCUGAAUCUAACCGUGUAUUAAGUUUUUGGAUUUUGGGCCCCAUUUUUAAAUUGGUCCACAUUGAGGUCCAAAGGGUCCAAAAUUAAACUUUGUUUGAUUUCAUCAAAAAUUGAAUUAUUGGGGUUCUUUGAUAUGCCGAAUCUAACCGUGUAUUUAGAUUCUUAAUUUUUGGUUCCGUUUUCAAAUUGGUCUACAUUAAGGUCCAAAGGGUCCAAAAUUAAACUAAGUUUGAUUUUAACAAAAAUUGAAUUCUUAGGGUUCUUUGAUAUGCUGAAUCUAAACAUGUAUUUAGAUUUUUGAUUAUGGGCCCAGUUUUCAAGUUGGUCCAAAUAGGGGUCCAAAAUUAAACUUUGUUUGAUUUCAACAAAAAUUGAAUAUAUGGGGUUAUUUGAUAUGCUGAAUCUAACCAUGUAUUUAGAUUUUUGAUUUUUGGGCCCCGUUAUCAACUUUGUCCACAUUGAGGUCAAAAGGGUCCAAAAUUAAACUUUGUUUGAUUUCAUCAAAAAUUGAAUUCUUGGGGUUCUUUGAUAUGCUGAAUUUAACCAUGUAUUUAGAUUUUGGAUAUUGGACCAUAAUAGGUGAAUGUCCAAUUUAAAAUUUUUAAGUUCUUAGACCACAUUCAUUCUGUGUCAGAAACCUAUGCUGUAUUUAAUCACAAUCCAAAUUCAGAGCUGUAUCAAACUUGAAUGUUGUGUCCAUACUUGCCCCAACUGUUCAGGGUUCGACACCUCCGGUCGUAUCAAGCUGCGCCCUGCGGAGCAUUUUAUUUAAAGAAGAAAUUACGAUUUAUAGUUUUUUAUGUGCAAGUAAGAGAACAUUUUUCAUCUCGGAUAUAUUGCAAGAAUAAGAAUAAGAAAAAAAAGGAAAUGUAAAUACACAUCUGUAAUUUCAUCGCAGAAAAGUUUUUACUUGAAGUUAAGAGGUAGAAUUGAACAAUGUUCCUGCCAUCCCAGGGAAAUUGAUCAGAUUUUAGAUAAAGCAAUAGGUUUCAACUUUGAUAUCAGAAGAAGCUGAUGACAAAAACAAAUUUCUUUUUGAAAACUUUAUUCUUGUUUCCAUGAAAUUAAACAAGAAAAAUAUUGUAAAGCUUAUGUGUAUUGACUAACUCAUACACUGAAUUGAAAAAAAUUUCAUUUCCUCUGCAAAAAUUCAAUUAUUGUUCAAUUUUAAAAUCUUCAAAGUAAUUUGAUGUUUAGUAAAUAGAAAUGAAUUCUUAGUAGAACAAAUCACCAAGAUCUCACAUAAAACGUUCUUGAUAUUGAAGUUGCACAUUUUGUGUGUGGUUGUAAAUAUAUGUACAUAUAGCUGGUUGCCUUAUAUUUAUGACUAGAUUUUGAUGUAUAUUUAUAGAUAUGUAAUAUUAUGUUAAUGAGAUUUUUAUUAUACCAGUGAUGUUUUGUUUACAAUUCCAUUUGCUAGAUGAAACUAGAUCUCUUCAUUUUAGUUCAAUUAUUUCUCUAUUAGUAAAUUUUCACCAGUGUAGAAUAUUCAAUCUUAUCAGAAUUUAGUUCUUUCUUCAUCAAAUUCCUUUUUUAAAAAAUCAGUUAACUUCGUACAGAACUUGUUUUUGAAUGCUUGGAAUAAAGUUUUUAUGCCCCACCUACGAUAGUAGAGGAGCAUUAUAUUUUUCGGUCUGUGCGUCCGUUCGUUCGUUCGUCAGUCUGUCCCGCUUCAGGUUAAAGUUUUUGAUAAAGGUAGUUUUUGAUGAAUUUGAAGUCCAAUCAACUUGAAACUUAGUACACAUGUUCCCUAUGAUACGAUCUUUCUAAUUUUAAUGCCAAAUUAGAGUUUUGACCCAAAUUUCACGGUCCACUGAACAUAGAAAAUGAUAGUGCGAGUGGGGCAUCCGUGUACUAUGGACACAUUCUUGUUUAAAAAUUAUGAAGGUUUUAAAACUACUUCUGCUUCAUACUAAAUCAUUAAAAUGUUGUUGGCAAGUUUCAUUCUAGCUUUGUAUAAUUAUCUGUUUGUUUUAACAGUUUUUAGCAUUAUCAGUAUUUUAUUAGUUUCAAACAAGAUACAUGUAGAUAACUUAUCCUUUUUGUGUGAUUAUUUUUUUUUUUAUUAUUUUUAAAAAGAGUUUGUUUCUUAAACAUGUACUAAGAUAGCAUAUUUAAGGGAAUUAACAAAAGGAUAUAAAUGUAUAAAAAUUUUCUCUUGAGCUGAUGAACCAAGCCAAUAAGAAGGAAGAAAAAUUCCUGUUAUGAUUGGCCGAUCAAUAUGGCUUCCAUCUGAAACUUUGUUUUAUAUUGAAUACAAUAAAAUGGAAAAAUAUGAGGAAACUUUUAUUGAAUAAUUGCUUUUCUGUCAGAUGUUUGGAUGGAGUGGAGAGUAAAUUAAUUUCAUACUAAAUUCAAAAUGAAAGGGAUAAAAAAAGUUCUGAGCAAUGGUGUUGACUUGGUGUCAUUAAUCAAUACAGAAAAAAAUAUUUAAUUUUAUACAUUAAGUGAAAACCAGAUACUUUUUAAAUGACCCUAUAUAAUUCACAUACAUACAUUUAUUUGGAGACAGUAUCUUUCUAAAACAAACUCUGAAAUGUCCUCAACAGUUAACAUUUC